UUGACAAAGAGUUUGCAAGCCUAGAGAUUAUUUCUACAUAAUGAGCAAAAUUGUUACAGCAUUGACAGAAAUGGUGUAUGCGAAUAUCUGAUUCAUGAGAAUGGGAUUUCUCUGUGAUGUGUAAAAAUCCCAUCAGUUCUUGUGCAUGAAAAUAACUGUAUGGUGCCUGUCAUCUUAAUUCUUUGCUAAAUCUGAAUAAUGAGUGCAGCAAAAGUCAAGCGUGUUGUAGGGAAAUAUGAGUUGGGAAGAACAAUUGGGGAAGGAACAUUUGCUAAAGUUAAGUUUGCAAGGAGUUCUCAAACUGGCGAUCCAGUGGCCAUCAAAAUUCUUGACAAGGAGAAAGUUCUUAAGAACAAGAUGGCUGAACAGAUAAGGCGGGAAAUAGCAACGAUGAAGCGAAUAAAGCAUCCCAAUGUAAUUCGCUUGUAUGAGGUAAUGGGAAGCAAGACUAAGAUAUACAUUGUCUUGGAGUAUGUGACAGGAGGAGAGCUUUUUGACAAGAUUGUACAUCAUGGACGAAUGAAGGAAGAUGAAGCAAGAAAGUAUUUUCAGCAACUAAUAAAUGCUGUUGACUAUUGUCAUAGCAGGGGUGUUUACCAUAGAGAUCUGAAGCCAGAAAAUUUGUUGUUGGAUAAGACUGGGGAUCUUAAAGUUUCUGACUUUGGGUUGAGUGCAAUCUCUCAGCAACAGAUCCAGGGCGAUGGACUUCUUCAUACCACGUGUGGAACUCCAAACUAUGUUGCUCCAGAGGUCCUUGAUGAUAGAGGGUAUGAUGGGGCAACAGCAGACUUGUGGUCAUGUGGCGUUAUCCUUUUUGUAUUGCUCGCAGGUUAUUUGCCUUUUGAUGAUUCCAAUCUUAUGAACCUAUAUAGAAAAAUCUCAGUGGCUGAAUUUACCUGCCCACCUUGGAUGUCCUUCAGUGUGAAGAAAUUUAUCACGCGGAUCUUAGAUCCCAACCCGGGAACUCGUAUGACUAUCCCUGAAAUACUGGAUGAUGAGUGGUUUAAAGUGGAUUAUAAACCUCCUGUGUUUGACGAUGAAGAUGACACUAGCUUGGACGAUGUUUAUGCAGUUUUCCAGGACUCGGAGGAACAUCAUGUGACAGAGAAGAGAGAAGAACAGCCAACAGCCAUGAAUGCAUUUGAUUUGAUUAAUAUGUCUAAAGGGCUAAACCUAGGAAAUCUUUUUGACGCAGAUGAGGUUUCUAAAAGAGAAACAAGAUUCACAUCUAAGUGCCCUCCCAGUGAAAUAAUUAAAAAGAUUGAAGAAGCUGCAAAACCUCUUGGUUAUGAUGUACACAAGAAAAAUUAUAAGAUGAGGCUUGAAAAUGUCAAAGCUGGCCGAAAGGGAAACCUCAAUGUCGCUACAGAGGUGCUGCAAGUUGCUCCAUCCCUUCAUCUGGUUGAGGUUAGAAAAGCCAAGGGAGAUACAUUGGAAUUUCACAAGUUCUAUAAAAAACUUUCUAGCUCAUUGAAGGAUGUAGUUUGGAAAACAGAAGAAGAGAUGCAAACAUCGAACGUGGAAUCUAAGCAAUUUUGUGCUUAGGCUUUGGCACGGUCACAAUACAACCUGUUGCCCUUGCUGUUAUGGUGGCAUUUUUUCCAGUAGCGCCCUCUUGUGGUGAUUAUCUCUUGCAGUUUAGCGUCGAUGAGUUUGGCGAUAUUUUCUUAUUAGGUGGGGAAGUAAUGUAAACUCAUGUACAGUUUGGUUGACUCAGCCUUGACAAAUAUCAAAUAUGUAGUGCUGAGGGUAAUCGUGUAUCAUUGUACUAACAGGUGAAGUAAAUAAAGUUAGUGAGCUGCUAAAUUCUACCUGUUACUGACAAUAGCCCGCUUCGGUAAAUAAAUUGUUGUUAACUUGUAA
Molecule: messenger RNA, 1863 nt
Organism: Beta vulgaris subsp. vulgaris (sugar beet)
Lineage: Eukaryota; Viridiplantae; Streptophyta; Magnoliopsida; Caryophyllales; Amaranthaceae
Product: CBL-interacting protein kinase 32
Exons: 14
Coding region: 199-1545 (448 amino acids)
Biological process (GO): protein phosphorylation; signal transduction
Molecular function (GO): ATP binding; protein kinase activity
Source: RefSeq, a predicted model, not a curated record